CUUUAACCUAGGGUAGCCGAUUAACUCUACCCCAAAGCCUUUUGCUCUUUCAACCUUUUUUUUCCCCCUCUUCUAUUGCUCUUCUCUUUCCCGCAAAGUAUACAAAUAUAUUCAUGCAUCACUUCUACUAGAGAUCAACUUUACUUGCGAACCAAGGAAAAGGAAUACCCCCCUUUUUUUCUUUUUUCUUUUCUCUUCUAUUCAGUUCCUGAAUUCUAUCCUAUUACCAUCCAAAACUCACCAGAAAUAUACUAUAAGUAGCAACUAUGGAUGAUGCCUGGGAGAACUUUCUCGAGGCCAUUGCCGGACUCUUGUCUAAGGCAUUGACAGAUAAGGAAACAGAGAAGGUCAUCGCCGGAUUUAACAAUUUUCAGCAGCGGUUGCAAAGACUAAGCAGUCAUAAUCUCCGAAGGCUCCAUCUGGAGAUUACAGAGAACGAAAAGCAAAUCAAUAAAUGCAAACAUGAGGGCAAGACAUGUACCCAGAAUGUUACAAGAGGCUUCUUCAAGACCUGGGCCAUUGGCUAUGUGGCCAAGUACCUGAUUGCAGUCUUGCCUGCACUCUUGACAGGCAAAGCUUUUAAGAAUCCGAAUAUCCUCAAGAAAAGUGGCGGAAGUGACACUAUACGCUUUGCAUUCUUCCUCUCAUCAUUCAUAUCAACCUAUAAGGGUGUGCUCUGCACUAUGCGCCAAUUCAGGCCUGAUCACGAAGGAGAUCGACUCAAUGCAUUUGUGGCAGGGUCCGUCGCAGGACUGACAUUGACAUUGGACAAGAACAAGAGCCGCAGGACUGCGCUUACUUUAUAUAUUUUCACAAGAUCGAUCCAAUUUGGAUCAAGCUAUGCCAUGAAAAAGUGGGCAGAAUACCGUGACGCCAAACGAUCUCGAAAUCGUCUUGCUCUUAGAGAUGCGGUAGAGCGAUCGGGAGAGAAGCAGGAGUUGAUCACUAGAAACGGGUGGGAUGAUAUCCUUGCAAAAGUUAUGACUGUUUCUGCUGCAACGAUUCUGAUGUCGUUGACAGCUUCUGUGAACUUGUAUUCGUGUGUGAUCGAGCCCGAGGCGCUCCCACGGUCGUACUGGAACUUUUUAAUGCAACAUUCUGGAUUGCCACAGAAGUUUGGACCUAUGUUCCCACCACUUAUGGAGACUUUCAAGGCGCAAUACAAUAUUCUCAAAGAGUUGCCUGGCGGAAUGGAGAACGUAGGAAUUCCAAAAGGCAUAUCAUCUAGGGAUUUCGUGGCAGAGAACAUGUCUCCAAACAUUGCAACCUUGAUCCCGGCUCAUCUGCAUCACGAUUUCCAGCUCUGCGCUCUAUUGCAUCCGCUAACGCCGUGUUCCGCACAUGCCUUAGACGUGAUCACGGGCGAAUUCGGACGAGCCCUCAAGAUGUAUGGAACACUCAAUUUUAUCGUAACCCUUGUCUUCCAGCAUAAGAAGCUGGCCACUCAACCUAAGGAAGUUGCUCACCGCUAUGUCAAGUCAACCCUGCGAUCUUGCUUAUUCUUAACUACCUAUGUCUUGGCCGCCUUUUACGUCCCAUGCCUUAUGCGCAAGAUUUUCAAGAAGGAGUUUCUUGGCACUUACCUCGUCAAUGGUCUUAUUGCAGGAUUGGCUGUCUUGAUAGAGGCCCCUGGUCGUCAGAUGGAAUUAGCACUUUACUGUUUGCCUCGUGCUCUUGAAACCGCCUGGAAUUUAUUGUUGAAACGUGGUCUUGUACGCAACAUCUCUCAUGGUGAUAUUGCAUUGUUCAGUGCCUCCAUGGGUGUUAUGAUGAGCCUGUAUCAGAACGACCCAAGUGUGAUCAACAAGCACUAUCUUACAGUCCUGACUCGCGUGUUUGGACGUAAUUAGAGAAGAGUAGUGGAGAUAGAGAGUAAUAGAGGCUUCUAUAGACCUUUAACCCAUAGUUGGAUUGUCUUUACAUGAAAAGGAGACUCCCAAUGAAACAAUCGCAGGACAAACCACUCGUUUCGAACAUUACAAAGGACGAGAGUCUUUUUUUUUUUUAGAUCAGCAUGACAAAGCCAC
Messenger RNA from Lobosporangium transversale, 2027 nucleotides. RefSeq lists its product as hypothetical. The record is from RefSeq and is a predicted model, not a curated record. NCBI's taxonomy places the organism in Eukaryota, Fungi, Mortierellomycota, Mortierellomycetes, Mortierellales, Mortierellaceae. The coding region runs from base 267 to 1850 and encodes 527 amino acids. The transcript has 5 exons.